Molecule: messenger RNA, 2646 nt
Organism: Symbiodinium pilosum
Lineage: Eukaryota; Dinophyceae; Suessiales; Symbiodiniaceae
Source: the annotation of a GenBank genome assembly
AUGGCGCAGACAGUUAGUCGACCGAAGCUGAAGCCUUUCAAGCAAUACAAAGCUGGUGGAAACGUGAUGUGGCUGGAUGUGAGUUCUCAGCCCCUCCCAGGAGUUCCGAUCAAUCGACGGCGCAUUCAAACCAUCAUCGACCUGAAGCUCCAGACGCCUUCAAGCGCCAGGGCUGAUCAGAAGGAAAUCACUGUUGGGACUCUGCGUGCAGACGGUGCCAGUCUGGAGAGAGGCUCCAUGCGCGUGAUAUCUCCAGAUGAGUCUGUUCACGCGCUGCUGAUCCGCGUGGGAGAGCGCCUGGACGAAUCCUGCUCCGAGGAGGAAGCCAAGGAGUGGAGGGCUGUACUGCUCAGCUGGCCUAUGGUCUUCGAGCAGCACGCCUCUUUGGAUGACCUGUUGUGGAGCAGCAUCAACAUGCGCGAGGAUAUCGGCACCAGCUUCGAUACGCUGUACAGAAGCCCUGUUCAGCGCUGCUUCGAGCUGAUGAUCUACAAGCAGGAGCAGGAGAGCUCGCGCGGCAAGAAAGUGAGGGGCAAGGAGGUAGCGAUGACGGCCAAAGAGCUUUUCGAAGACUGGCAGUCUCGAGAGGAAUGGUGUUCAGAGACUUGCUGGCAGUCAAUCUACCAGCUGGAGGCCGUCGCCAAGAAGGUCACUGUUGGCGUGGAAGCUCCUGGUCACGCUGUCUGGCUGGUGGGCAGCGUGCAGUAUCUUUACAGAUGCGGGCAGUUGAACAUCUCUCAGCUCAGCUCACGCUUGCUGUCCGGAAAGGAGCAGCCUGCAAACAAAGGGCUUUGCGAUUUGCUGCUUUUGAAGCAGAAAUGCCUGAAGCAGUUCCUGACCGCUUGGCUGGACGAGAGUCCUUUGGAAGUCUUUCAGAAAGACUUGAUUCGCCAAGCUUUGGCAGAUUGUCAGGAGCAUGACAAAAAUUUUCAGCCAAUGAGUUCGGAACCAGACCUUUCAUGGAUGGGCGGGCUUCCGCGCGAAGCACGCACCUACGUCAGCUUUGCUGAGAAGCUGAUUUACACGUGCAAGAGGGACAAAGACUUGCGGCAGGCCUUGGUUGGAGGAGCCAGUGCGCAGGACUUGCCUGACCGCGAAGAAUUGAAGAAGGACUUCCUCGCCAUCAAGCAGUCGUGGAAAGAACUCACGGGCCGCAUCGAGCCGCCGUCAGAGGUCCAGCCUGCUGAGACUGUCCUGGUUGCGGCAGAGGAUGAGGACAUGAGUGGCUUCUUUCCUUCUCUUGAACCUCUGUGUCACAACGUGGGAUUGUGCGGCGGCGAAACAGACGCCAAGCAUGCCGAGCGAAUGGCGGUGCAGGAAGCCUUGCACAAGCACCUGCGCACGCUGUCCGAUGAGCACAAAGCCUUGGUUCGGGAUGCUGAGCGGGAUGCCCGCAGGCACGUGGCUGAGCUGGUGAAGCUGAUCUUGCCCGCAGAGCGUGCGCAGACCAUGGAAGACGAGCUGAGGGAAGUUUUGUCUGUGGUUUCCGGGGGGGGCAUCGUUUGCCUAUACGACUGCAAGACCAGCGGGGAGGCCACCACAGCGCCGCAUCUUCGCACCCCUGGAUUCAAGACGGACAGAUUGAAAAAGUUUGUGCACCUCGUGUUGGCGGCCUCGGACUCCAAGGACAGCAUUCCGCGCGAUAUUACCUUCUUGGUCUUAGACGCUGGCAUGCUGGGCAACAAGCAUAGCAUCAUGGCAUCCUUCCUGACUGAAGCAGGCGGCAAGUUGGCCAUGGCGUCCAAAAGUCUCUACCUGACUUACGACGAGCAGGAGAUGCAGAGUCGGCUGCAGAAGCUGCGGUCCACGAAGCAGCUGCAGCAGCUGGAAACUUGCUAUGUGGUCACCUCCCCGAGUAAGGACCUUGUGCGGCGCGCUCGGGUGUCCAAGACCUUUGCGCAGCACAAAGGAACUUCCGCAGGGAACGUCCUGACCGGCAUCCCGAUCCCUCCUCUGCAGCAAGGGUGGUGCGCCUCCGUGGAGGUCAAGCGUGAGAUCUACGGGGACAUGCGAGAAAGGGUCGGUGGUUCAACCGAAGGCGACUUGAGUCGCACGCGCGGUGACAAGGAUGUCGAGCCCGUCAACUGGCAUCAGAUGCAUACAGAUGUGUACAUCGAGUUCCUGAAGAGCGAGACGCAGGCUGCUUGCUUGGUGGAUUACAAUCCCUUCGAAGCUGCUGCGCUAGCUGCUAUGCAGCAUGACAUUCUCUAUGUCGGCAUGGUCUUCUCAGAGACACACAAGAACUUGUUGCUGAAGCAUCUCGCGGCAGAUGCUUUCCGCCGCAUGCACACGGAGGGCGACAAGUUGUACCGCCCCUCCCUCGCUGCUGUGAUGAAGCUGCAGCAGGGUGUGGUGGCCAACCCCAAAACCAAAGCCAAGGCGAAGGCAGAGGGCAAGAAGCGCACAGCCGGAGCGGCUGCAGUGGAAGUGGAAGCUGGCAGUGCAGAGGAUCAACUGGCACUUCCAGGUCCAGAGAUGCCUGAACAACCGACGUCAUCAGGCGAGCAAACGCAAGCGCGGCCUUUCAAGCAGCUGAAAGGGAUGAGUCCGACGGAGAUGGCCGAGGUUCUGAAGCAGAGGAUUGCUGAGGCCAAGGGCAAGGCAGAGCCCAAGGCCAAGCUAGAGCCCAGGAACGCAGCAAAGUGA